Messenger RNA from Fulmarus glacialis (Northern fulmar), 1439 nucleotides. It is a transcript of the gene ARVCF, whose product is annotated as armadillo repeat gene deleted in velocardiofacial syndrome. NCBI's taxonomy places the organism in Eukaryota, Metazoa, Chordata, Aves, Procellariiformes, Procellariidae. Gene Ontology annotation, biological process: cell-cell junction assembly; cell-cell adhesion. Gene Ontology annotation, molecular function: cadherin binding. The record is from RefSeq and is a predicted model, not a curated record. Gene Ontology annotation, cellular component: adherens junction; cytoplasm; plasma membrane.
CUUUAGGAACAAAGCCCCAGUAACCAGACAUCAAUAGCAAUGAUGCAAGAGCCUCAAGAAAUGGUGGAAGAGACAGUUACUGUGGAGGAAGACCCAGGCACUCCCACUUCCCAUGUGUCUAUUGUUACUUCUGAAGAUGGAACCACAAGGAGAACUGAAACCAAGGUUACCAAAAUGGUCAAAACAGUCACCACCAGGACAGUGCGUCAGGUGCCACUGGGGCCUGACGGUCUGCCAUCAAUGGAUGGCUCGUCUCCCAUGGGCAGCUACACAGAUUCAAUAGACAGAAGGUACAUGAAGAAUGGGGAGCGGUACAUCACACCACAAGCAUCUUCCACGUUAACCAGAUCUUACAACAGCUACAAUGAUUCUUACCCUGAAAGCCACGAAGGCCAGUAUCGCCCUUAUAUUGGUCGUGACGGUUAUGGAGAUCUAUCUGAUAACUAUGGUAGCUUGUCUCGUGGUGUCAACUACCGUCCUCGCUAUGCCUACAUGCCAGGAAACAGCUACAGGCCAGAUGAUGGUAGCUUCACUUUGCCAAGCAGAAGGGAUAACUACGGUCCUGUUGCCCAGCCUCAGGUGCCAGUGGGUCCCCCCCAGCCAGAACGCUUCCAGCCAGAGCCCUAUGGACUGGAAGAUGAUAACCGCAGCCUUGGAGUAGACGAUGAAGGAUAUGAACUGGAUCCUGAUUACUCCACUGUGAACCGGAGGACUUCUGCAGGUGUGCCAGAGAGAGGAAGACCUCACAAAGGAAGGGGCUACGAUGACCCCAUCGAGACAGAGAUGGUUGAAGAGAGGAUACCCUAUCUUCAUGGUGGCUACGCAGCACCACUGGCACAGCCAGAGAGAGGAAGCAUGGCUAGUAUUGACCGUCUGGGGAAGCGCUCCCCCUCUAUUGACAGCAUUCGUAAAGACCCCAGGUGGAGGGACCCUGACCUCCCUGAAGUAAUUGCCAUGCUCAGCCACCCUAUUGAUCCAGUCAAGUCUAAUGCUGCAGCCUACUUGCAGCACUUGUGCUACGAGAAUGAUAAAAUCAAAAAGGACGUGAGGCAUCUCAAAGGGAUACCUAUCUUGGUGGGCCUACUAGAUCAUCCAAAGCCAGAGGUCCAUCGUAAAGCCUGUGGGGCUCUCAGAAACAUCUCCUAUGGGAAGGAUAACGAAAACAAGGUGGCAAUAAAGAACUGUGAUGGGAUCCCUGCAUUGAUCAGACUAUUGCGAAAAACAAACGACAUGGAAGUCAGAGAGCUAAUUACAGGCACCCUGUGGAACUUGUCCUCUUACGAGCCCCUGAAGAUGGUCAUCAUCAACCAUGGUCUGCAGACACUUACCAAUGAGGUGAUUAUACCCCAUUCAGGUUGGGAGAGUGAGCCGAAUGAGGACUCUAAGCCUCGCGAUGCUGAGUGGACAACUGUCUUCAAGAACACUUCUGGUUGCUUACG